AUGCAUGGAGCUCGAGCUCUCUUGGGCAGAGCGCGGCUCACCGACUUGAUUUCACGGCCUUCAAAUUCUCUAGCUUCCACCAGAGAGUCGUGUCUACAAUGUCAAACACGGUUUUGGACUGGAGUAAACCCCGUCAGUAUUGAUCGGCGGCAAAUAUCUUCUUCACCAUCUUUAUUCAAGGAGUCAUUGAAGCCUCAGACACAUUACGAAUUCUUUCCUCAAACGACCUCAUCGGGGCCGCCGCCCAACGGUCCAUUUUCGAUUGACCUACCCAGUCUGAAAAAGGAAUUUCUGCAGCUCCAGGCUAGAGCCCAUCCAGAUCGUCAUCCUCAAGAAGCGAAGUCGCGCGCCGAAGCAACAUCCGCUCGGAUAAAUGAGGCUUACAAAGUUUUACAAAACCCUUUACUGCGUGCGCAAUAUCUGCUGAGCCUGCGAGGAAUUGAUGUGGCUGAGGAUGAAACCGCCAAAGUGGAGGAUCCCGAGCUGCUGAUGGAAGUUUUGGACAUGCGCGAGGCGAUUGAAGCUGUCGACGAGGAGGAGGAGCUCGAGCCGCUCAAGGACAAUAUUUCAUGGAGGAUUGACGAAAGUGUAAGAAUUCUAGCGGACGCGUUUCAGGCGGACGACCUUGAUGCUGCAAAGAUUGAGGCGGUUAAGCUCAGAUAUUGGGUAAAUAUCAAAGAGAGUCUAGAUGCGUGGGAAAAGGGUAAGCCCGUUGUACUCGUUCACUGA
Messenger RNA from Xylona heveae TC161, 729 nucleotides. RefSeq names its product Co-chaperone Hsc20. Gene Ontology annotation, molecular function: protein-folding chaperone binding; ATPase activator activity. The transcript has a single exon. Gene Ontology annotation, cellular component: mitochondrion. The record is from RefSeq and is a predicted model, not a curated record. Lineage: Eukaryota; Fungi; Ascomycota; Xylonomycetes; Xylonales; Xylonaceae. Gene Ontology annotation, biological process: [2Fe-2S] cluster assembly; protein complex oligomerization. The coding region runs from base 1 to 729 and encodes 242 amino acids.